AUGACUGGUGAUAAUAACGAUAUUCCUGAGAAUGUCAGAGGCGUUGUUGAAAUUGACUCUUGGUUAACUCCUUUUGCUAAGGUUCUCUCUGAGAGAAGGUACUUGGCAGAUGAGUGGAGAUAUAAGAUUGAACACAGUACGAAUUCAGAAGGCAGAGAUACCACUUUGGCUCAAUUUGCUCGUGAUGCUUAUAAGAGUUUUGGGUUGCAUGCAGAUCCUGGUAGUCUUGAGAUUCGUUAUAAAGAAUGGGCUCCCAACGCCGUGCGAGCCUUUUUAAUAGGUGAAUUCAACUCAUGGAAUGAAAAUGCUAAUGAAAUGCAAAGAGAUGAGUAUGGCAUUUUUACCACUGUUGUGCCACCUGUCGUUGAUGAUAGUGGGAAUAAACAAUAUGGAAUUCCACAUGAUUCUAAGGUGAAGGUAUGCUUCCAGUUAGCUGAUGGUUCUAGGAUCUAUAGAUUGCCAGCAUGGAUUACAAGGGCUACGCAACCAGAUAAAGAAACCGCGAAGCAGUGGGGCCCCUCCUAUGAGGCCAGGUUCUGGAAUCCUCCAGUUCACUACUCUUUUAAAAACAAGAGACCAGGAUUCAUGAGAGACACUGAUUCGUUGCGUAUCUACGAGGCGCACGUAGGUAUCUCUACUCCAGAACCUAAAGUUGGUUCUUAUAAGGAGUUUACCCAAAACGUUUUACCUCGUAUUAAGGAUUUAGGGUACGAUGCCAUUCAAUUAAUGGCUAUUAUGGAACACGCAUACUAUGCUUCUUUCGGUUACCAGGUGACCAAUUUCUUUGCCGCUUCUUCCCGUUUUGGUACGCCUGACGAGUUGAAAGAGUUGGUCGAUACUGCUCAUGGAAUGGGAAUUCUAGUGCUCUUGGAUGUGGUUCAUUCUCAUGCUUCUAAAAAUGUUACUGAUGGCCUAAACCAAUUCGACGGAUCCGAUCAUCAAUAUUUCCAUUCUUUGGCAUCUUCUCGUGGUGAACAUCCUUUAUGGGAUUCUAGGCUAUUUAACUAUGGGCAUUUUGAAGUACAAAGAUUCCUACUUGCUAAUCUAGCAUUUUACAUUGAUGUGUAUCAAUUUGACGGGUUCAGAUUCGAUGGUGUAACAUCAAUGCUAUACUUGCAUCAUGGUGUUGGUGAAGGUGGUGCCUUCAGUGGUGAUUACAAUGAGUACUUAUCUAGUGAAAGAUCUUUUGUUGAUCAUGAGGCCUUGGCAUACUUGAUGUUAGCUAAUGACCUUGUCAGAGAAUUGUUACCAGACAACGGAAUCACCAUUGCAGAAGACGUUUCAGGGUAUCCGACUCUUUGUAUGCCACGUCAUCUGGGAGGCGCUGGUUUUGAUUACCGUCUAGCAAUGGCGUUACCUGAUAUGUGGAUCAAACUUUUGAAAGAAAGCAGAGACGAGGACUGGGAAAUGGGUCAUAUUGUUCACACCUUGGUAAAUAGAAGGCACCGUGAAAAGGUUGUCGCAUAUACGGAAUCUCAUGAUCAGGCUUUGGUUGGUGAUAAGACCUUGGCAUUCUGGUUGAUGGAUGCGGCCAUGUAUACCGAUAUGACAAUUUUGAAAGAGUCCACGCCAGUUGUUGACCGUGGUAUUGCUUUGCACAAGCUUAUUAGACUAAUUACCCACUCUUUAGGUGGUGAAGCUUAUUUGAACUUUGAAGGUAACGAGUUUGGUCACCCUGAAUGGUUGGAUUUCCCUAACGUUAACAACGGCGAUAGUUACCAUUAUGCUAGAAGGCAGUUCAACUUGGUGGAUGACCCUUUGUUGAGAUACCAAUACUUGUAUCAGUUUGAUAAGGCUAUGCAAACUACUGAAAAGAAUUAUAAAUGGUUGAAUACACCACAAGCGUAUGUCUCUUUGAAACACGAAGUUGACAAGGUCAUCGCAUUCGAAAGAAAUGGACUCUUGUUCAUCUUCAAUUUCCAUCCGACAGAAUCCUUCACAGAUUAUCGUAUUGGAGUUAAUGAGCCAGGUUGCUACCGUAUCGUAUUGAACUCAGACAAGCAUGAAUACGGUGGCUGGGAUCGUAUCGAUGAGUCCCAAUCCAAGUAUUUUACUACUGAUUUGAAAUGGAACGAAAGAAACAAUUUCAUCCAGGUUUACAUUCCAAACCGUACCGCAUUAGUUCUCGCCCUUGAUUCAAGAGUGAGGAAUGGAAAUUAG
Molecule: messenger RNA, 2160 nt
Organism: Kluyveromyces lactis
Lineage: Eukaryota; Fungi; Ascomycota; Saccharomycetes; Saccharomycetales; Saccharomycetaceae
Gene: GLC3
Product: 1,4-alpha-glucan branching enzyme
Exons: 1
Coding region: 1-2160 (719 amino acids)
Biological process (GO): glycogen biosynthetic process
Cellular component (GO): cytoplasm
Molecular function (GO): cation binding; hydrolase activity, hydrolyzing O-glycosyl compounds; 1,4-alpha-glucan branching enzyme activity
Source: RefSeq, a predicted model, not a curated record